Messenger RNA from Biomphalaria glabrata, 2104 nucleotides. RefSeq names its product zinc finger protein OZF-like. The coding region runs from base 588 to 2069 and encodes 493 amino acids. Gene Ontology annotation, biological process: regulation of transcription by RNA polymerase II. The transcript has 3 exons. Lineage: Eukaryota; Metazoa; Mollusca; Gastropoda; Planorbidae. The record is from RefSeq and is a predicted model, not a curated record. Gene Ontology annotation, molecular function: DNA-binding transcription factor activity, RNA polymerase II-specific; RNA polymerase II cis-regulatory region sequence-specific DNA binding.
AUACUGAUUGGCAUGGCAGGCCCUAACGAUGUGAAAUAGAUUACAAGGGGCCCAGUCUGGGUAGGAAUAAGCAUAAUGUCAAAAUUAAGAUCUUUUAUUUGAAAAAAGAUUAGGAUUUGCAAUAAAAUUUUUAUUAUUUUAUCGGGCGUAGGAUUGGCACCUCAAAAUGACAAUUUUGUCUAUUUUUCAGAAGAUUUUUAUGAGUUUUUAGAUGAUGUUAAUAAUUUCAGGAGAUUUCAUGGACUUUUUUGUAUAUUUUGCAAUUUCUAGAGAUUUCCAGGAGGCACUAGAAAAUAAGGGGGCCAAGGAAACCCUGUUAUUAUAUCUAAGUUAUAAUGGUUUAAUUUAACAAUUUACACCUAGAAUUAGCGCAGGGCCUUUGAAAGUAUGUGGCCCACUGUGGAUGCAGAGGUUGCUGUGGGCUAAAGCCGGCCCUGCUGAUGGGUCAGCAUCAAUAAACUCAGGGAGAGCAGGCUAAAAUCUUUGAACCAUGUGAAAAUACUGUGUAUUCAAGAUUGAUUAAAAAAAAAGUAUAUGUCUUGAUGGACAUACAAUUAAUUAUUGUCACCAGGCAAUCUAGAUGAAACAUGGAUGAAGCAGUUAUGUCUAUGAAGUCAAGUGAAAAAGAAAUUCACAAAAAUACAAAUAAUACAGACAUGCAAGAAAACUUUACAUUAGAUUUGAAAAUUGAAAUAAAGGUUGAGAAUCAGUUACCUGGCCAAACAGAGUUGUCAAACUUUGGUGCAACUUUUGAUUCACUUAUUGAAACUAAGCACCAGGAAAAAGUCAUAAAACUAGAGGAAAAUUUAAAUGUUAGAACACCAACAGAUGAAAGACAGCAAAAAACUUCUCAAGUCAAUGCUGCUGCAAAGGACAGUUCAGAUAAAACAUUAUUUUCUUAUGUGAUGACAAAACAUAAAAGAGAUUCGACAAAUCAGUCAGUUCAUUCAAACCAAAAAAAAGAAUUUCAGUGUGAAACAUGCCUAAAAGAAUUCACUUACUCUCAAAACUUAAAAAGACACCAAGUACUUCAUACUGGUGAAAAACAAUAUAAAUGUCACAUAUGUCCAAAGAUUUUUUCUCGGUCAUCAGGUUUGAAAAACCACUUAUCUGUGCAUUCUGGGGUAAAACCAUUUAAAUGCUUACACUGUCCAAAAGAAUUUAAUGAGCAGCGAUUUUGGAAAUAUCACCUUUUGGUUCAUUCUGAUGAAACAUCAUUCAAAUGUCACAUAUGUCUAAAGAUAUUUUCUCGAUCUUCAAGUUUGAAAAACCACUUAUUGGUACAUUCUGGGGUAAGAGCCUAUCAAUGCUUACACUGCCCAAAAGAAUUUUUUCAUAAACGAUAUUUGAGAAAUCACCUUUUGGUUCAUUCUGUUGAGAAACCAUACAAAUGUCAAGUGUGUGAGAAAGAAUUCUGUUCUUCUAGAUCAUUGAAAACACACCAAAUAAUUCAUUCUGUGGAAAAUCCAUCUAAAUGCCAAAUUUGUCAGAAAGAAUUCUCUCAUUCUGCAUAUCUACAAAGGCAUCAGUUAAUUCAUACCAGAGCUCCUCCUAAAAGAACAUUUUUAUGUCAAACAUGUCCUCAACAAUUUUAUAGCUUAUCAGGCUUAAAAACCCAUCAGGUCGUUCAUACAGGUGAAAAAAAAUUCAAAUGCGUACAUUGUCAAAAACACUUUUCUAUCUUAUCACAGUUAAAAAAACAUCUUCUGGUUCAUUCCGGUGAAAGACCAUACAAAUGUAAGAUAUGUGAUAAAGCAUUCUCGCAGUCAUCAGCACUGAAAUACCACUUUAGGAUUCACUCUGGUGAAAAGCCAUACAAAUGUCCACUUUGUGAGCAGGCAUUCACUCAGUCUUCGACAUUGAAAGUUCACCAAUUAUUUCAUUCUGGUGAAAAGCCAUUCAAAUGUCAAUUAUGCCAAAGAGAAUUUGCCCAGUCCACAGCAUUAAAAAUCCACCAGUCUGUUCAUACUGGCAACAAACCAUUUAAAUGUCAAGUUUGUGAGAAAGAAUUCUCUAAUUGUUCUAAUCUGAAAAGUCACCAACGGGUUCAUACUAAAAAACAACAAUAAUACAAGUGUGCCUAGUGUCUGAUAAACGCUUCACA